AGCUGCUCCCACCUCGUGCACUGGACGUACAAAGAAGGAGAGCUGGAUGAAGAGCACUGGGGAAAGGACUUCCCAGACUGUGCUGGCAAGCACCAGUCUCCGAUCGACAUCCAGAGGAAAAAAGUGAGGUACAACCCCCAGUUACUGCAGCUGGAGCUGACUGGGUAUGAUGGGCCUCUGCAGGGGGAUUUCAUCAUGACCAACAAUGGUCAUUCUGUCCAGAUUGAUUUGCCCCCCACCAUGAACAUCUCCAGGGGGCUCCCAGGCCUCUACACAGCUGUACAGAUGCAUCUGCACUGGGGUGGGCUGGACCUGGAGACCAGCGGCUCUGAACACACUGUAGACGGGAUGAGAUACUUCGCAGAGCUGCACAUCGUCCAUUACAAUUCUGCUGACUACUCGAGCUUUGAAGAAGCCAAAGACAAACCAAACGGAUUGGCUGUGCUCGCCUUCCUGUAUGUGGAUGGGCACUUUGAGAAUACCUACUACAGUGAAUUCAUUUCCAAACUGGCAAAAAUCAGGUUUGCAGGUCAAUCAACAAAGCUCAUUUCUCUGGAUAUCCAAGCCAUGCUGCCAGAAAACCUCUCGCACUUCUACAGGUACCAGGGCUCACUGACAACCCCGCCUUGCUCCGAGAGUGUGAUCUGGACCAUCUUUCAUUCUCCGAUCGUCCUGUCACACACACAGAUCAGACUCCUGGAGAACACCUUGCUGGACUGGCACAACAGGACACUGCGCAACGACUACCGGCACGCUCAGCCCCUCAACGGGCGUGUGGUGGAGUCCUCCUUCAGAGCCCAGCUCACCCAAGAACAAUGCCACCCAGAAGAAGUCAGCCUCAGGCUGGAACAAAUCCAGAUGCAGCUCCAAGACGUGAAGAGAGAGUUAAAUGUAACAGCUGGCUUUUCGGUUAUUUCAGGUAUUAAAUCCAGCACUUUUCCAGCUUUCUACUUCCCGGUGGAAAACAUUGAGAGUUUAGUGAGCGUUCAUCCCCUCCAUGAAAUGUCUCUCCAAGCCUUCACCUUAUGUUUCUGGACCAAAGCCCAGCACGCUGGCACUCAGACUGUGCUCUCCUACUCCACACAGGAGAGGGAUAAGGAGCUGGUGAUGACAGUGGGCACAGAUGUGGGGUUGUGGAUCGGAGGCCAUUUCAUCAGCCUCCCCCUGUACCGUGAGGCAGAAGAUUGGCUGCAUUACUGCGUGGCAUGGGCCUCCCAGUCUGGAAUGGCCAAUUUAUGGCUCAAUGGGGCAGCUGGGAAAGCAAAGAGUAUCCAGAAGGGGUAUGUGAGCCAGGCUGGAGGGACGCUUGUCCUCGGGAAAGACAGAGACACUCUUCUUGGGACAUUCUCCAAUGGUUUUGCAGGGUGGAUGACUCAGGUGAACCUGUGGAGCCAAGUUCUCAGUCCUGCAGAUAUCCGGGCACUUGCACUGUGCAAACCAGGGCAGCUGAAGGGAGAUAUCAUAGCCUGGGGAGAAACCUCCAUGACCCUCUUGGGGGGGGUGGUUCUGGAGUCCGACACUAGCUGCCAGUGA
Molecule: messenger RNA, 1533 nt
Organism: Mesitornis unicolor (brown roatelo)
Lineage: Eukaryota; Metazoa; Chordata; Aves; Mesitornithiformes; Mesitornithidae
Gene: CA6
Product: carbonic anhydrase VI
Exons: 9
Coding region: 196-1533 (445 amino acids)
Molecular function (GO): carbonate dehydratase activity; zinc ion binding
Source: RefSeq, a predicted model, not a curated record